AUGUGUAGAUGGGUCUUCUUAGUUCCCUAUCUGUUUUUCCUGGUUACCUGUGGUGUCCCCCUAUUCCUCUUGGAAACAGCUUUGGGCCAGUACACCCGUAAAUCUGGCAUUAUCUCCUGGAGGAUCCUCUGCCCACUGAUUGAAGGUAUUGGUUAUGCAGGCCUGAUCAUCAUUAUUUAUUCUGCCAUCAUAUACAUCAUCGUCCUGGCCUGGGCGCUCUUCUAUCUAUUUCAAUCCUUUAGCACGGUGUUACCCUGGGCCAGCUGCAAUAACACCUGGAAUACAGACACCUGCAAGGAGUUUGACAAGAGUGGCCUUUCUGCCAACAGGACAAAAGUGGAGAAUGCCACCUCACCAGCGCUGGAAUUCUGGGACAGACGGGUGCUGAACAUCUCUGCAGGGAUUGAUGAACUGGGCAGCCUGAACUGGGAGAUGGCACUGUGCCUUCUCCUCGCCUGGAUUAUCUGCUAUUUCUGUGUCUGGAAGGGGGUGAGAUCUGUAGGCAAGGUGGUGUAUUUUACGGUCUCAUUCAUUUACAUUAUGCUGAUCAUCCUCUUGGUGCGAGGACUCACUCUCCCUGGGGCCAAGGAUGGCAUUAUUUACUACUUGUAUCCGGAGCCAUCUCGACUUGCAGACCCUCAGGUCUGGAUGGACGCUGGAACUCAGAUUUUCUUCUCUUACACUCUCUGCAUUGGCUGCCAGACAACACUCAGCAGUUACAACAAGUACACAAAUGACUGCUACAAGGACUGCAUUUACCUGUGUCUCUUGAACAGUGGAACAAGCAUCUUAGCUGGCUUUGCUGUUUUUUCGACACUGGGCUUCAUGGCUUAUGAACAAGGUGUGCCCAUUGAUGAAGUGGCAGAGUCGGGUCCGGGCCUCAUUUUUAUUGUGUACCCCUAUGCCAUCUCCAUGAUGCCUCUCCCUCAACUAUGGACCUUCUGCUUAUUUCUCAUGGUUUUUCUUCUUGGACUGGAUACUCAGUUUAUGACCAUUGAAAUCAUCAUGGCCACUACCAAGGACCUGUUUGCUCAUCUGUUACAAAAGGAAAGAUAUUUACAGGCUCUACUGCUGCUCAUCUGUAUCUCUUCUUACUUACUAGGACUUCCGAUGCUCACAGAGGGUGGGAUAUACAUUUUCCAGAUCAUCGACUACUAUGGAUGCAGUGGGACCUGCUUUCUGUUUAUUGCAAUCUUCCAGUCCAUUGGCAUUGGCUGGAUAUAUGGCACUGAUCGCUUCUUUGACAACAUUGAAGACAUGAUAGGCUAUCACCCAGGAUGCUUCAUUAAAUUCUGCUGGAGUUUCUUCACACCAGUCAUUUGCAUUUGCACUUUUAUAUUCUCUCUGGUGGAUUACACCCCAUUAAAGUACAACAACACCUACGUAUAUCCAACAUGGGGGUAUGUCCUGGGAUGGCUUUUCUGUCUGUCCUCCAUUAUUUUAAUGCCACUUUGGAUGCUUUUCAGACUUUUUUGGGCCAAAGGAACGCUUUGUGAGCGCUUCCACUCACUUUGUGAAUCCAGACUUCAGCAAAGCAAGAAUAAAAUACGAGUCAAAAUGGAUGGUAACAGAACAGCCCACAAAUCAGGGGAAUAUAAAGUUACUAAAGUUAAUAACAGGAUAUGGGAGGAAACUGGAGUACCAAGUGAAAGAACUCCUGCAGGCACUAGGAGAACAUGGCUGUGUGAUUUGAAUCCAAGACCACCAAGUUUAUGAAGAAGCGGUGGUAGUCUCUGUGCCACCAUGCUACCUUAAUGACACAUGUUUGAAAGAGUCUACUGAGGUGGCAGUCUUCUCUAUGUACAUGUCAAGCCUGACAAUAUUUUCUUUUAGAUUCAAUCAAGAAUACAUUUCAUCCAAUCUUUCCAUUAAGUGGAAUUGCUUAUCUAAUUAGGUUUGAUGGAAACCUACAGGAACAAACUUCAAAUGGGACAACAGUAGUAAAUGUAUUGUAAGAAAACAUCAUUUUAAAACUGUCAAUGUUACUUCUGUACUCUCCUUGCCUUCAUAGCAUCGUAAUUAUUACUAACUUAUUAUUGUGUACUUAACAGUAUCUUGUGGGUCAACUCUCCGACUCUCGCAACUCCAUUUCGUGGAUCUUCAUGAAGUCAGCAGGCUCCAGUCGUUAGAUUAUCCUGACUCUGCCUCAGUCAGCAGUGGCUAUCCUUUCUAGAAAAGUGGCGACCAUCAAAUGCCAGACCAGCAGCUCUCAUUAUUUUCCUAUUGGAAAGUGGAUAUAUAAUGAGUGGAACAAAAACCUCUCCUCAGUACCCGUCUGCAGUGCCAGCUGUAGAGCGGCUGUUGUCAAGCCUGUGUUAUUGUUUGUGGUGUAAAGUCACUGAUGGGUGAGGAAGAGAAGAAGGCAGUAAAUUAUAAAUGAUUGGAUGUAUCUACUUGAUGUCCUGAAACAGUACAAUUAGAUGCCUAUUUUUAAUUUGAUCUCAAAAGUCAAAAACUUGGUCAACUGUCUGUGUAAAAUAAGGAGGGUGUACUGAGGGUCUGAGGGGGUGUUCUCUAAAUCCCCUGAUAACCAGAUUAACUUGUCAGUUUUUGGACACCUUGCCCCACUUUCUUCUAACAUGACACUCUGUGGAGUGAAGGAGGGAGACACAGAAUGACAAAAAACAAAGUACAGUUGCAAGCGCCACACACAGUUUCACCAUCAGACUGUGAUUAAGGGGUGGCUGGAGGACUGGGUUUGUUCUACAGAUGAGACACACACUUUGAGACUUGCCACCAGACUGUAGACCUUGGGAUCUAACCUGUUAUCCUUAUUAAACUGCCAAGGUUUUGCCAAAAACAAAAACCCUUGUCUUACUGCACUUGGCACCUUUCAAUAAUGAGCACCAUCCUUCGUAGCUUUGCAAGUGCAGUCGUUCAUUUUCAUAUUUUGUGAAUGCCACGGAGGAUGGACUGGCAUCCCGACUAUCAUUUCUUACAGUUUCUGUGAGAGGCCAUAAUGGAAGGACAGCAUAGAUGGAUGUGCAACAUGGCUGGAAUGGUUUUCAGUUUUUAUGCCAGUUGAGUUGAAAGAAUAAUGGAUGGACUGGAGGAGUCCAAGUAUCAACAAUAAUUCAUCCCCACAGUAGAUGAGGUGGCAGUGCUCAUUUGGCUUGGUUCCAGUAUGGACAAGGCUGCAUGGGACUUGUAGUUCAAAAGGGCAAUCCUGUCUUGACCCUUGGGUGCCAUCAGAGGGCACUGCUGGGAGACGUCCUUCCAGUUUUGUGGAGCUUUUGUAUGA
Messenger RNA from Polypterus senegalus (gray bichir), 3241 nucleotides. RefSeq names its product sodium- and chloride-dependent GABA transporter 2-like. The transcript is spliced from 16 exons. Gene Ontology annotation, cellular component: membrane. Gene Ontology annotation, biological process: sodium ion transmembrane transport. The coding region runs from base 1 to 1716 and encodes 571 amino acids. Lineage: Eukaryota; Metazoa; Chordata; Cladistia; Polypteriformes; Polypteridae. The record is from RefSeq and is a predicted model, not a curated record.